Molecule: messenger RNA, 5031 nt
Organism: Erpetoichthys calabaricus (reedfish)
Lineage: Eukaryota; Metazoa; Chordata; Cladistia; Polypteriformes; Polypteridae
Gene: adcy5
Product: adenylate cyclase 5
Exons: 21
Coding region: 482-4057 (1191 amino acids)
Biological process (GO): adenylate cyclase-activating G protein-coupled receptor signaling pathway; cAMP biosynthetic process; adenylate cyclase-inhibiting G protein-coupled receptor signaling pathway
Cellular component (GO): plasma membrane
Molecular function (GO): adenylate cyclase activity
Source: RefSeq, a predicted model, not a curated record
UACUUGUUGUUUCUUUUCUUUUUUUAAUGAUAUUUGGAUCUUUUAUCUGGGGAGAUCACAUGACUUGAGGCACUGAAGCCCCCCAUGGGGGAGGCUUGUGCUGUCCAGAGUGAGUUUCACCAAAGAUGUCACAGUGAAGAAGACUCCAUUCUUCAUUCUUUCUUUCUUUUUUUUUUUCUGAUGAAUAAUCCACACACGCAGUCCAUGUUUUAAAAGAACUGAGAGUGGGGGGCCGACCACAGACCGGACCCCCUGGAUGAUUUUUUUUACUUUUGGAUGUGCCGCAGUGGAAUGUUCAGGUUGUUUUAAGUAGUAAUGUGUCUCCUUGAAACAUUUUAAGUUAUUUAUUUUUUUAAGGUACAUUUGUCGAGUUGGAGUGCCGGGUGCUUCUGUCAUGGGAUUGUCUUCUCGUUCCACAAGUGGCUCUUUUGGGCUUGGAUCUUGAGAUUGUGCCUCUUUAGACUCGCUGCUUUUGCUCAGCAUGUCCAGGUCAAACAGCGUAAGCCCCCCUGGGUUCGGUGCCCCGGGACCCCGAACCGGAACCGAGCACCGCUCAGCUUGGGAUGAGUCAGAAUCGAGAGCCAAUGGCUACCCCUACACAGAAAAGUCGUCCACAAAGAAAAGCUCGAGGGCUAGCGGAAGAUGGAGAGAUGACGACGAUUUUGAAAGACCGCCCGGCAAGACCCCGGCCAUCAGUCGGGUGAGUUUUAGGUCCAAGUCUGCGUGGCAGGAUCACGGCGAGGAGAUCUGCAUCAACAGCAGACCCAGUCCCAAGCAUCCCGACGGAGAGGUGAGACCCCGAUCCGUGGAGCUAGGGCUGGAGGAGCGAAGGGGGCGCUCCAAAGCCGACGAAGACCCGUCCGAGGUCAAAUUUACUGUGGUGGAUUGCUGCAACAGCAUUAUGCAGAUCUUCAGGUCCAAGAAGUUCCAGUCUGAGAAGUUGGAGAGGUUGUACCAGCGUUACUUUUUCAGGCUCAAUCAAAGCAGCUUGACCAUGCUGAUGGCCGUGCUGGUGCUGGUCUGUGUGGUCAUGCUGGGCUUUCACUGCGCGGGUGGGGAUUACAAAGUGCCCUAUGUGGUGGUCUUCUCCGUGGCUAUCUUGCUCAUCAUUCUUCUUAUGAUUAUAUGCAACAAAAAUGGAUUUCACCAGGACCACAUGUGGAUCGUGUGCUACCUUGUCAUCUUGAUUGUCUUUGUGGUGCAGAUCGUUGGGGUUUUACUCGUGGAACCCAGAAGUGCCUCCGAGGGGAUUUGGUGGACGGUGUUCUUCAUUUAUGUCAUUUACACGCUGCUGCCGGUGAGGAUGCGGGCCGCUGUCAUUAGUGGAGUUGUUCUCUCUGCCAUCCAUGUCACCAUUUCUUGGAAGUUAAAUGAAACAGACAGCUACCUCUGGAAGCAGCUGGUCGCCAAUGUGCUGAUCUUCUCCUGCACAAACAUCGUUGGCGUUUGCACCCACUAUCCUGCAGAGGGGUCCCAGAGGCAGGCGUUUCAGGAGACCAGAGAAUGUAUCCAGGCGAGGCUCCACUCUCAGAGGGAGAAUCAGCAGCAGGAGCGGCUGUUACUCUCCGUUCUUCCCCGCCACGUUGCCAUGGAGAUGAAAGCUGACAUUAAUGCUAAGCAGGAGGAUAUGAUGUUUCAUAAGAUUUACAUCCAGAAGCAUGAUAACGUGAGCAUCUUGUUCGCUGACAUUGAAGGUUUCACCAGCCUGGCAUCCCAGUGUACAGCACAGGAGCUCGUCAUGACGUUGAAUGAGCUGUUUGCACGCUUUGACAAGCUGGCAGCGGAGAAUCACUGCUUGCGAAUCAAAAUCCUGGGCGACUGCUACUACUGUGUGUCCGGACUGCCGGAGGCUCGGGCAGAUCAUGCCCACUGCUGUGUGGAGAUGGGCGUGGACAUGAUAGAGGCCAUCUCGCUCGUGCGGGAGGUGACAGGCGUGAACGUCAACAUGCGCGUCGGGAUUCACAGUGGCCGUGUGCACUGCGGCGUCCUGGGCCUGCGCAAGUGGCAGUUUGAUGUUUGGUCCAAUGAUGUCACCCUGGCCAAUCAGAUGGAAGCCGGAGGGAAAGCCGGGCGUAUCCACAUAACCAAAGCUACCCUGAAUUACCUGAAUGGAGAUUACGAUGUGGAGCCCGGCUUUGGAGGGGAGCGAAACGCGUACCUAAAGGAGAACAACAUCGAGACGUACCUCAUCGUCGGCUGCAGUCAGAAGCGGAAAGAAGAGAAGGCGGCCAUUGCCAAGAUCAACAGGCAGCGCACCAACUCCAUCACUCACAACACCGCCCACUGGUGCUCCGACCGGCCCUUCUACAACCAUCUUAGCUCUCACCAGGUGUCCAAGGAAAUGAAGAGGAUGGGAUUUGAAGAUCCGAAGGACAAGCACUUCAUCUUCAGAAACACUCAAGAAAAUAUGAACCCGGAAGACGAGGUGGACGAGUUUCUCGGUCGGGCCAUUGACGCCAGAAGCAUUGACCGUUUGCGCUCGGAGCACGUCAAGAAGUUUCUGUUGACAUUCAGGGAACCGGAUUUGGAAAAAAAGUAUUCCAAGCAAGUGGACGACAGGUUCGGGGCUUACGUGGCUUGUGCGUCACUCGUCUUCCUCUUUAUCUGCUUCAUCCAGGUCAUUAUUGUUCCUCGCUCCACUCUGAUGAUCAGUUUCUACGUGACGUGUUUCCUCAUCCUGGCCACAGUAAUGUUUGUGUCGGCCAUCUACUCCUGCUUUGGGCUCUUCGCUGCUCCUCUGCAGACGUUGUCAAAGAAGAUCGUCCAGUCGCGCAUUAACAGCACGAUCGUCGGCGUCUUCACCAUCAUCCUCGUCUUCAUCUCUGCGUUCAUCAACAUGUUCACCUGCAGCACCAGUGAAGUUCACACCUGCGUGGCCAGAGAGUUCAACAUCAGCCCCAGCAGCGUCAACGCCUGCCACGUCAGCAGCUCCAGCUUCAACUACACCAUGGACCUGAUGGAUGGAUUCUGUGGCAGCACCUCGCCCAACUGCAACUUCCCAGAGUACUUUUCUGCCAGUGUGCUCCUCAGCCUCCUGGCCUGCUCCGUGUUCCUGCAGAUCAGCAGCAUCGGCAAGCUGGCACUCAUGCUGUUCAUGGAAUGUCUGUACGUCUUCAUCAUAGAGAUCCCCGAAGUGAGCCUCUUCGACAAUGUUGACCUGCUGGUUACGACCAACGCCAUUAAUCGUGCCAAUGGAACCUGUUUCAUAACUGUAUCCAAGGUGGCCUUGAAGAUUAUGACCCCUGUGAUCAUCACUGUCUUUGUCCUUGCGCUGUAUCUGCACGCCCAGCAGGUGGAGUCCACCGCACGUCUCGACUUCCUCUGGAAACUGCAGGCCACAGAAGAAAAAGAAGAAAUGGAGGAGCUGCAGGCCUACAACAGACGGCUGCUUCAUAACAUCCUCCCCAAGGACGUCGCCGCACACUUCCUGGCCCGCGAGCGCCGUAACGACGAGCUCUACUACCAGUCCUGCGAGUGCGUCGCCGUCAUGUUUGCCUCCAUCAGCAAUUUCUCUGAAUUUUACGUCGAGUUGGAGGCCAACAACGAAGGAGUCGAGUGUCUCAGGCUUCUGAACGAGAUCAUCGCCGAUUUCGACGAGAUAAUCAGCGAGGACCAGUUCCGCCAACUCGAGAAGAUCAAGACCAUCGGGAGCACCUACAUGGCCGCCUCCGGCCUGAACGAUUCCACCUUUGACAAGGCAGGGAAGACGCAUAUCAAGGCUCUUGCCGACUACGCCAUGCGGCUGAUGGACCAGAUGAAGUACAUUAAUGAACACUCCUUCAACAACUUCCAGAUGAAGAUCGGUCUUAACAUUGGCCCAGUGGUGGCUGGCGUCAUUGGGGCACGGAAACCUCAAUAUGACAUCUGGGGAAACACGGUGAACGUAGCAAGCCGCAUGGACAGCACCGGAGUUCCAGAAAGGAUUCAGGUGACCACCGACAUGUACCAAGUCCUGGCCGCCCACAACUACAUGCUCGAGUACCGCGGUGUGGUCAAAGUGAAAGGGAAGGGCGAAAUGACCACCUACUUCCUGAACGAAGGGCCCCCCAGCAGUUAGCUAGCGGUGCAGUCGGCUCUCCUCCCAGCGGAAGAAUCGGACGCUUGUUGCCCUCAGCCGCCCCCCCCCCCAAAGGAAUCGGAACGCGGCAGGUGACUGGCGGGCUGUCCCAAGUGACCAAAGAUGUAUUUAUUUUAUUUAUUUAUUGCUUCUUCACUUGUGGUUUGGUGGCAGACCCUCACUCGCGUGGCGGGGAGCGAGCGGAUUUGAUCAUCACAGACGUUCUCAGAAGGAUUUGAUUUGGACGACACGAUGCUGCAUGAAAACGACUCCAGCGGGACGCCCUCCUCGGCCGGCGUCUCCGGUUUAUAAAGUGAGUGGGCGGGCGGGCGGGACGCAGCGGUGGCGGUGGUGGCACUAUGGCCGUGCCCCUCAGGCCCAGAAGAGACAAUGUUACGAAGCUUUUUGUACUUUUUGUCAUUUUGUACUUUCACUAGCAGAUAUUUGAGAUUCUAUAUUUUGUAAAUGACUCGACACUACGUGUGCAUUACCAAGUAACACAAAUGUACUGCAACCGUGCACUUUUCAGGCGGGCAGCCCGGGACGACAUGCUUGUACCUCCCAGCGGAGCGGCAAAGGGGUGCUGCCACCGCUUGGUCAGUCGCACUGCUCAAGCUGGCAUCGCCCCAGUGCCUAGUGGCCUGUUGCUCCCGUGUCGUCUUCAACGCUUCAUUUUUCACAUUUUGCCUUCCUUUCUGGUUUGUUUUUGGUGUUCCGAGGCGCAGGCCUCACCCGUCAUGCAUUUGCCUCCAUUUUAGUUCUCGUUUUUUAACAUGUACAUAGCAGGCGGCUGCGGUGACGUCCUUUUACAGUGAAGCGUAUGCUGGUGCCGCCAGUGGGAAGGGUGGCGAUGACAAGGCGGUUUUCGGCCCAUGAAUGUUCAACUUUGUUCCUUUCUACUCGAGCUGCCUUUUCUCCUCUUCUCGUUUUUGAUGCCCCCUUUUCAAUGUGUAAUAAAACUUGCCUGUUCUCUG